This is a messenger RNA of Daucus carota subsp. sativus, 5011 nucleotides long. Its product is annotated as ABC transporter C family member 14. The transcript is spliced from 12 exons. Bases 241 to 4764 code for a protein of 1507 amino acids. Gene Ontology annotation, cellular component: membrane. NCBI's taxonomy places the organism in Eukaryota, Viridiplantae, Streptophyta, Magnoliopsida, Apiales, Apiaceae. The record is from RefSeq and is a predicted model, not a curated record. Gene Ontology annotation, molecular function: ATP hydrolysis activity; ATP binding; ABC-type transporter activity. Gene Ontology annotation, biological process: transmembrane transport.
CAAGACGUCUGCCUCGCUUACCUUUGAUGAUUUUUCGACAUCUUUUAGUGUGCAACACUCAUAUUCAUAUAUAUCUCCACACCAACGCAGCCAUUUCUCUCAUCUCUUCGCUUGCGGCCGUGGCCACUCUGCUGCCUGGUAGCUGCAAAGUGGUGAUUGCUGGCAUAUAACUCACAAGAACUCUCUGUUGCUAUAUAUUCUACCAGGUUUUAUGGUUUUGUGAGAUUGUCUUGGAACAUCAUGGUAUCUUCAGAAUCUUCUUGGAUCACAAGCUUUUCUUGUUCAAGUUCUGAUGUAAUAGUUUCGAAUGAUCAAUCUGUGUCACCCGUUUUGCAAUGGACAAGAUUCUUGUUUUUAUCCCCAUGUCCUCAAAGAGCUCUCUUGUCUUCUGUUGAUAUCUUGUUGUUGCUUGUUUUUCUUGUGUUCGCUGUCCAGAAACUCUUUUCUAGAAUUACUUCUAAUAAGAAUGUGAGUUCUGAGUUGAAUAGGCCUCUUGUUGCAAACACUAGGCCUGUGGUGAAAGCCACUUCAUGGUUUAUGAUAUCUGUAGCUGUGACACUUGUUUUAGCAGUUUGUUUUGGAGUUCUGUGUGUUGUGGCCUUUUGGAGAGAUACCCAGAAUUCUUGGGAUUUGAUAGAUGGGUAUUUCUGGUUAAUUCAAGCAAUAACUCAGGUGGUGAUUGCUGUUUUAGUUUUACAUGAGAAGAGAUUUCAGGCUGUUAGGCAUCCUUUAUCGCUUCGGGUUUAUUGGGUGGUUAACUUUGUUGUUGUGGCUUUGUUUGCUACUUCCGGGAUCAUUCGUCUGGCCUUUGUGGAGGAGAGUGUUCCUGAUUUGAGAUUGGAUGAUGUGGUUUCAAUUGUGAUUCUACCAUUAUCAGUUUUUCUUGUUGUUGUGUCAAUUAAAGGGUCAACGGGGAUCAUUGUGGAAUCUGGAUCAGUAGCGAGUGAAGAGCCUGAAUUGUAUGACUCCCUUUUGGACAAGUCCCAUGUCAGCCGAUUUGCUUCAGCUUCGUUCUUUUCAAAAGCGUUCUGGUUUUGGAUGAAUCCUUUGCUGAAAAGUGGUUACAAGUCGCCCUUACAGCUGGAUGACAUCCCAGCACUUUCACCAGCACACAGAGCUGAAAGAAUGUCCAGGAUAUUCGAAAUGAAUUGGCCUAAGCCUUCUGAGAAUUCAAAGCAUCCAGUACGCACCACGUUGCUUCGUUGUUUCUGGAAGGACCUUCUUUUUACUGCUGUGCUCGCCGUGGUGAGGCUGUGUGUCAUGUAUGUUGGUCCUAGUCUCAUUCAAAAAUUUGUGGACUACACAUCUGGAAAAAGAAGCUCUCCUUAUGAAGGAUACUACCUUGUGUUAACUUUACUCAUUGCCAAAUUUGUGGAAGUUAUAACUGGUCACCACUUCAACUUCUAUUCAAAGAAUGUUGGAAUGCUCAUUAGAUCUACACUUUUGACUUCUUUAUACAAGAAAGGUCUAAGACUAUCGUGCUCGGCUAGACAAGCUCAUGGGGUGGGACCAAUUGUGAAUUAUAUGGCUGUCGAUGCUCAACAGCUUUCUGAUAUGAUGCUGCAGCUGCAUGCUAUAUGGCUGAUGCCACUGCAAGUAUCUGUGGCGUUAGGUAUACUCUAUUUCCACCUUGGUUCAGCAGUGAUUGUAACUCUAGUUGGACUCGUUGCAGUUAUGGUGUUCGUGGUGUUUGGCACCAAGAGAAACAAUAGGUUUCAAUUUAAUAUAAUGAAGGAGCGUGAUUCAAGAAUGAAGUCCACAAAUGAGAUGCUUAAUUACAUGCGUGUAAUUAAGUUUCAAGCUUGGGAAGAACAUUUCAACAAGAGAAUUCAGUCAUUUCGUGAGUCAGAAUAUGGAUGGCUAGCGAAGUUCAUGUUCUCAAUCUCCGGCAAUAUAAUUGUGCUUUGGAGCACUCCACUGUUUAUAGCAACUCUGACAUUUGGCGCUGCACUUUUGAUGGGCGUUAAGCUUGAUGCAGGUGUAGUGUUUACAGCAACAGCACUCCUUAAAAUCUUACAGGAGCCAAUUAGGACAUUCCCACAGUCCAUGAUCUCUCUUUCACAAGCUAUGAUAUCUUUGGGGAGGCUGGAUAAGUAUAUGCUUAGUAAGGAAUUGGAGGAGGACUCAGUGGAGAGGCAAGAAGAUUGUGGAGGUCAGACUGCAGUGGAGGUGAAAGACGGGGUGUUCAGGUGGGACGAUGAAGCUGGCGAAGCAGUGGUGAAAGACUUGAAUUUUGAGAUUAAAAAGGGACAGCUUGCAGCAAUUGUCGGGACUGUCGGAUCAGGAAAGUCUUCUCUUCUGGCAGCAGUUCUCGGCGAAAUGUAUAAAGUGUCUGGGAAGGUUAGAGUUUGUGGCAGCACAGCUUAUGUAGCACAGACAUCGUGGAUUCAAAAUGAGACUAUUGAAGGGAACAUUUUGUUUGGUUUGCCUAUGAACAGAGAGAAAUACAAGCAAGUUAUCAAAGUAUGUUGCUUAGGAAAAGACCUGGAAAUGAUGGAAUAUGGAGAUCAGACAGAAAUAGGAGAGCGUGGGAUUAACCUCAGUGGCGGUCAGAAGCAGCGCAUCCAGCUAGCAAGAGCUGUAUACCAGAAUUCUGAUAUCUAUCUUCUUGAUGAUGUAUUUAGUGCUGUUGAUGCGCACACUGGCUCUGAAAUUUUCAAGGACUGUGUCAGGGGAGCCCUAAAAGACAAGACUGUUUUACUUGUUACACACCAAGUAGACUUUUUGCAUAAUGUUGAUCUUAUUUUAGUUAUGAGAGAAGGAAAGGUUGUGCAGUCAGGGAAGUAUGAUGAUUUACUUAAGUCUGGCUUAGAUUUUUCAGCUCUGGUAUCGGCCCAUGAAUCCUCUAUGGAACUUAUCGAUGCUGAGACAUCAAAACCAAGCAUUAGUUCUCCAAAACUGACAAAAUCUCCUCGAGGUUCAUUUGAACACAGGGAAGCAAAUGGGGGAGACAAAUCCUUAGAACGAUCUGAAUCUAAUAAGGGAACUUCAAAGCUCAUUAAAGAAGAAGAAAGAGAAACCGGAAAAGUAAGCUUAAAUGUUUACAAACUAUAUUGCACUGAGGCUUUUGGUUGGUGGGGUGUUGUGUCCGUUUUGUUAUCAUCUCUCUUGUGGCAAGCAACUCAAAUGUCAAGUGAUUACUGGUUGGCGUAUGAAACUUCAGAAGAUCGGGCCAGUUCAUUUCGUCCUUCGUUGUUCAUUGAAGUCUAUGGCAUUAUUGCCGUGGUUUCAUUGCUGGUUGUAAUAGUGCGAAUGUUUUUUGUUACCACAUUAGGGCUCAAGACUGCACAAAUCUUCUUCAAGCAAAUUCUUAACAGCCUCUUGCAUGCUCCUAUGUCAUUCUUUGAUACAACACCUUCAGGAAGAAUUUUAAGUCGGGCAUCAAAUGAUCAGACGAACAUCGAUGUAUUCAUUCCUUUCAUGAUGGGAAUCACCCUCUCCAUGUACAUUAGCCUGCUUGGAAUUAUCAUCAUCACUUGUCAGUAUGCUUGGCCAACUGUAUUCUUCCUUUUUCCUCUCGGUUGGCUUAAUUUCUGGUAUCGGGGAUACUUUCUCGCAACAUCCCGUGAAUUAACACGUCUUGAUUCCAUUACAAAAGCACCGGUCAUUCAUCAUUUCUCUGAAAGUAUCUCAGGAGUGAUGACCAUCCGUGGUUUUAGGAAGCAGCAGAUAUUUUUCUCAGAAAAUGUGAACAGAGUAAAUGCAAAUUUAACAAUGGAUUUUCACAAUAAUGGAUCCAAUGAAUGGCUUGGUUUCCGUUUGGAACUAUUAGGAAGCCUCAUUCUGUGUAUCUCCACAAUGUUCAUGAUUUUGUUGCCCAGCACCAUUAUAAAGCCAGAAAAUGUGGGCUUGUCUCUUUCGUAUGGACUAUCUCUAAACGGUAUAUUGUUCUGGGCCAUAUAUAUGAGUUGCUUUGUUGAAAACAAAAUGGUUUCUGUUGAGAGGGUUAGACAGUUCACAAAUAUACCAGCAGAAGCAGAAUGGAAAAAAAAGGAUUACCUUCCUUCUCCAAAUUGGCCCUUCCAUGGUGAUGUAGAGCUCAAAGAUGUUCAGGUAAGAUAUCGUCCAAACACCCCUCUAGUUCUGAAAGGCAUUACCCUUAACAUUGAAGGGGGUGAGAAGAUUGGCGUUGUUGGUCGAACAGGAGGCGGUAAAUCAACAUUGAUUCAAGUUUUCUUUAGGCUGGUGGAGCCCUCUGGAGGAAAAAUUAUCAUAGAUGGGAUUGACAUUUCCAGACUAGGACUUCAUGAUCUUAGGUCUCGUUUUGGAAUUAUUCCUCAAGAGCCCGUCCUUUUUGAAGGGACAGUGAGAAGCAACAUUGAUCCUAUUGGACAGCAUUCAGACGAAGAUAUAUGGAAGAGUCUUGAACGAUGCCAACUUAAAGACGUGGUCACUGCGAAACCAGGGAAACUUGAUUCAUUAGUUGUUGAUAAUGGCGAUAAUUGGAGUGUUGGACAAAGGCAGCUUCUUUGCUUGGGUCGUGUGAUGCUAAAACAUAGCCGUCUACUGUUUAUGGAUGAGGCGACUGCCUCUGUUGAUUCACAGACUGAUGCUGUAAUUCAAAGAAUCAUCCGGGAAGAUUUUAACGCAUGCACAAUCAUUAGCAUUGCUCACAGAAUACCAACAGUCAUGGAUUGUGAUAGGGUUAUGGUUAUGGAUGCAGGACUGGUUAAAGAAUUUGACAAACCAUCUCGCUUGCUUGAGAGGCGUUCACUUUUCGCAGCACUGGUUCAGGAGUAUGCAAACCGUUCAGUCGGAAUAUAAACUUAUACUCCACUAGCAAUGCAAAUUUUGCCAAGCUUGUCGGAGCUUACUUUUGCUUCUGUCAAUAUGCAGAAGCGAUAAUUAAGUAGCGGUUAACCUGUGGAAUGCAACCACUUCUUUAUGAAACUGCAUAUUAAUUUAUCAGCUCUGUAUCAUAGAAAAUAAUUUUUGUAAUUAGACAAAAUUAUUUACUAGCAGUAAUGAAUUUAGGCCAGUUUCUUGAAUAACAUUUCUCAGGAUUCUAUCA